GCGCAAGGCGUGCUGACGUUCAGCGCUGAUUUUAAAGCGGCGCUACGCUCGAAAGCGAAGCAGAGGUUGCGUUCGGCUCCUAGUGGGUUUUAGUUAGUCUUUUAAAAAGCGCGAUAACGUCGUGUGGUUUCCCUUUAGCGUCGGCUUUUAAAAUGUCUGGACUGGAUGUCGCCGUUUUCCCACACGACUUCGCCUGGGGAGCUGCGACCGCUGCUUAUCAAAUAGAAGGUGGCUGGAAUAUGGACGGCAGAGGCCCUAGCAUAUGGGACACGUUCUGCCAUGCCAAAGGAGGGGUGUUUGAAGACCACACCGGAGAUGUAGCCUGUAACAGCUAUCAGCUUUGGGAAGAGGAUAUGAAAUGCAUCCAGCAGCUUGGACUCACCCAUUACCGUCUGUCCAUAUCCUGGUCACGGCUUCUUCCCGACGGGACCACAAAUCACGUCAAUCCUAAAGGAGUGGCCUAUUAUAACAAAGUGAUCGACGACUUGCUUGCUGGUGGUGUGACGCCCAUGAUCACGCUGUACCACAUGGACUUACCGCAGGCUUUGCAGGAUCUCGGCGGAUGGAGCGCGCCACAGAUUGCAGACGUCUUUGACAGUUACGCCAGCUUUUGCUUCAAGACCUUCGGGGAAGUGAAGCUCUGGACCACUCUGAAUGAGCCCUAUGUCUGUGCCAAGCUGGGCCACGAGGACGGGACCUUUGCCCCUGGAAUCAAAGAUCCGGGAAUAUCGGUCUACUUGGCGGGCCAUAACAUGCUGCGCGCACGCGCCAAAGCCUGGCAUACUUAUGAUACUCAUUUCAGGCCUUUACAAGCGGGGCGAGUAUCUCUCGCCCUGAACAGCGACUGGGCGGAGCCGCUGGACCCCGGCUGUCCUAAAGACGCCGCAGCCACCGAGCGCUACAAGGACUUCACUCUGGGCUGGUUUGCCUGUCCCGUGUUCUGCACGGGGGAUUACCCAGAGUCCAUGAGGGCCAGGAUCGAGUCCGGGAGCUUGGGUGCGGGACGCGAGCGGGGCUCGAGGCUGCCGCGUUUCUCGAAAGACGAGCCCUCUCCUCUGGGCACGGCGGAUUUCUUUGCACUGAACUAUUACACGUCUAGGAAAGUGAGAGACUUGAAUGGCGGUGGUAAAAAGGGCGAGCUCAGUUUCGAGGGAGAUCAGGGGGCGGAGUGUGUCGUUGACCCAGCGUGGCCCGUGUGCGGGGUGCACUGGUUGGCCGUUGUUCCUCAUGGAUUGCGCAAAUUGCUGAAAUAUAUAAAGGACACGUACACCAGCCUGCCCAUUUAUAUCACUGAAAAUGGCUUUUCCCAGAUGGGGCCGGUUCAGACCGAAGAUGCCGACCGUUGCCGGUUCUAUCAGGACACUCUGCAGGAAGUCGAGAAAGCUAUCCGUCAAGACGGAGUGAACGUGAAGGGAUAUUUUGCCUGGUCUCUGCUGGAUAACUUUGAGUGGAAUCACGGCUACAGCGUGCGCUUCGGCCUGUUUCACGUGGAUUUCUCUAAACCUGAGCUGAAGCGCACUAUUUACCGCUCGGGCAGAGAGUAUGCUGCUGUGAUUUCCAAACACCGCUCUCAGAACAAACAAAACUCCUAACAUAUUAAAUCAAUGUAAUAUUGCACUUAAAGAAAUGAAAUCUCAUGUAAAUUCUAUUUUGGGAGAAUAAAUAAUGAUCCAACCGUAUCAAAAGGGGUUAUUGUACAGUAUUGCUUACUGUAAAAUUUAGUAAGAAAUUUAAUGCUCAGGGCUCUUGAGCGAAGCAUAAAGCAUAUAUAGUGUGAUAUUUUGUAAUUUUUCUUAUAUUUUGUGUAUGAUGCGUUUGUGGGCUAUUCAUAAGCUAAAUAAUUUUGAGCUGGAUGAAAUUGGAGUAUUAAAAAAAAUAGUGCGUUCAAAGUAUUGCAGUUAGACUGCGAGUCGCUUUCUUUUACGCUGGUUAAAAAUAAAAGUGCAUCUGAAGUACGUUUCUGUUUCUUUGUGGCGAAAAAGAUAAUAAAAAUAAAAGAUACGGUUCUUUUAAA
This is a messenger RNA of Puntigrus tetrazona (Sumatra barb), 2014 nucleotides long. It is a transcript of the gene gba3, whose product is annotated as glucosidase, beta, acid 3. The record is from RefSeq and is a predicted model, not a curated record. Lineage: Eukaryota; Metazoa; Chordata; Actinopteri; Cypriniformes; Cyprinidae. Gene Ontology annotation, molecular function: hydrolase activity, hydrolyzing O-glycosyl compounds. The transcript has 5 exons. Gene Ontology annotation, biological process: carbohydrate metabolic process. The coding region runs from base 153 to 1592 and encodes 479 amino acids.